AUGGCCGCCGGCACUAGAAAUCACCCAAACCGAGAGGGAUCUUUUGGAUCUAAUCAGAAUGAUAACCCGGACCAUCUGGUCGCAGCUGCUACCCAAUUCUUUCAAUCAAUGGUUAGCGGCCAAUUUAUGGCGUCUAGAGCUCCACAGGCCGGUUGUACCUUGAAGCAAUUUUCCCGCCAGCAUCCUCCUACUUUCGAUGGCAGAUUGAAUUCCUUAGAUGCGGAAAGUUGGAUUGAACGUAUGGAGCAUAUUUUCGAAGUGCUCUACUGCAUGGAUGAUCAGACGGUGAAAUAUGCCACUUACCAUUUGACUGACAUGGCAAACAAGUGGUGGAAGUCGACUCGGGCUUUGGUUCAGCUGGAACUAGGGGAAGCAGUCCCCAUUUCUUGGGAGCAUUUCAAGAAAAUCUUUCUAGACCACUUUUUCCCACGAACUCUUCAAGAGUCGAGAGCUCGCCAAUUUAUGGAUCUUAUUCAAGGAUCAAUGACGGUAGCACAGUAUGCUACGACAUUCAUGGAGCUUUCUCAUUUUGCUAGUUACUUAAUUCCGGAUGAGGAAAAGAAGGCUGAAAAAUUUGAGCGUGGACUGGAUCGUAGGAUUCGAGAACGUGUCCAUACUCUCAGGAUUCGGAGUUUCACAAAGCUAGUCACUCGAGCUACCAUUGCUGAAGAAGACCUCCAAGAAAACAUUGAGUACAACAACCAAAGGAAAUGCCAGCAACAACAACAACUCCCAGCAUGCGAGAAGCCAAACCUUCUAGCUCGAGACUGCCCAACUAAGAAACCUGGGGAACCAGGUAGGAGCGGAGGACAGAAGACGCAGGCUACAGCGAGGGUUUAUACCCUUACCCCUAUUGAUGCUAAAGCAUCAAAUGAUGUAGUCACAUGCACAUUAUCGUUGUUUUCACGUCAUGCCUCCAUUUUAUUCGACUCUGGUGCUACUCAUUCUUUCAUUUCAAAUCAUUAUGAACCUUUGACUGAGAAGAUACCUGAACCAUUAGAACCUAGUAUGUCUGUUGCUACAUCCUUGGGGGAUCAUAUUAUUUGUGAUUCUGUGCUAAUUGGAUGUCCGAUAGAGAUUCAAGGGAGAAUUCUACCUACAGACUUAAUCAUAUUUAAUAUGUCCGGAUUUGAGGUGAUUCUGGGAAUGGACUGGUUAUCUCGGAACCAUGCCUGUGUGGAUUGCUUUAAUAAGAGAGUAGUCUUUAAAUCCACAAGUGGGGAGGAGUUUAGUUUUCAGUCAGUACGAGGAAGUUCCCCUCCUCGUGUAAUCUCAGCUUUGUAG
Messenger RNA from Juglans regia (Persian walnut), 1284 nucleotides. RefSeq lists its product as uncharacterized. The transcript is spliced from 3 exons. Bases 1 to 1284 code for a protein of 427 amino acids. The record is from RefSeq and is a predicted model, not a curated record. Gene Ontology annotation, biological process: proteolysis. Lineage: Eukaryota; Viridiplantae; Streptophyta; Magnoliopsida; Fagales; Juglandaceae. Gene Ontology annotation, molecular function: aspartic-type endopeptidase activity.